Raphanus sativus (radish) is the source of this 1499-nucleotide messenger RNA. Its product is annotated as ethylene-responsive transcription factor ERF073. The record is from RefSeq and is a predicted model, not a curated record. Gene Ontology annotation, biological process: regulation of DNA-templated transcription; ethylene-activated signaling pathway. The coding region runs from base 585 to 1325 and encodes 246 amino acids. Gene Ontology annotation, molecular function: DNA-binding transcription factor activity; DNA binding. Lineage: Eukaryota; Viridiplantae; Streptophyta; Magnoliopsida; Brassicales; Brassicaceae. The transcript has a single exon.
CCAUGAAACAAUGUCAACUUGUUUUUAGUCGCGCAGCAAGCCGCAAAUGGUGAAACGGACGCCGGAAAUUUUAGCGUCAGCGGCAUCUCUACUUUAUGUCUCAGAAAUUUCAGCAGCGGCUACUUUAUUCUUCCGUUCCGUCAAAUUUGGCUCCGUCGUAGUGUGUUUUUCUGACGCUGACGCUGCGACCAGCGUUCACGAAAAGAACAGGGCUCUUAUCUAUAAUCUUCAUAUCUUACAGUAAUUAGUAUAUUCGUAUAUUGGAGACUUUCUUCUUUUAAGCUUCUUUUGAUUAAUAAUCCGAUUCAUUUCCCAUCUACAUCUAACUACAGAUUCCAUCACAGUGGCCAACUUGUAAAAUAUUUUAAAAAUCUACAGCGAACGGUCUAUGCAAGGGUAAAACGGUAAGCUAAUCUCCACUUGGCCCAAUUGUCGCUCCUUGAAACACGCGUUGGUCGAUUUGCCUAUAAAAGAGAGUAUAUGCAGCUUCCAAGCAAACCACAUUCCAACAUUCAACAAUUCAGAGAAAUUAUACUUUCAACCCAAAACUUCUAAAAAACUUUUAUUAAAAAAUCUUGGCAAAAAUGUGUGGAGGAGCAGUGAUUUCCGAUUACACAGCGCCGCCGCGAUCCUGGAGACGCGACGACGUUGUUGACCUGACACUCGACGACUUGGAGGGAGAGUCUCAGUAUUGUUAUCCAUGGCUAGGUAUGAAAAGAGAAGAUGGGAAGAGGAGGAGGAGGAAGAAGAGUAUUAGUAGUGAGUACAAAGGAAUCAGGAGACGUCCAUGGGGAAGAUGGGCGGCAGAGAUACGUGACCCGAUCAAAGGAGUUAGAGUUUGGUUAGGGACGUUCAACACUGCAGAAGAUGCUGCAAGAGCUUACGACCUCGAGGCUAAGAGACUCCGAGGAGCCAAAGCUAAACUCAACUUCCCUAACGAAUCAUCCUCUAGAAAGCGUAAAGCUUCUUCUUCUUCUUUACAGCCACCACAACAACAACCUCAGGUUCAGAAGGUAGAAGAGGAGGAGGAUCUCGGUGGCUGUCUUGAUUUCUUGUGGGAGGAAAAUAAUAACGAGGACACGGCUCAGGUCGAUACUCAGUGGCUUGAAGAUGUUAUAUUGGGUGAUGCGGCGGAGAAGAGACAGAAAGGUUGUUAUGACUGUGGAGCGGACGUGAAUGGUCUGCUUUCGGAUGAGCUUCUGGCUUUUGAGAACCAGACGGAGUGUUUCUCCCAGAUGCCGUUUAUGGAGAGGAGAAACUGUGGUUCAUCGACGUCUCUGAGUAGUCUCUUAGAUGAAGUCAAUGUCAUGGAUCUUUGGUCCUGAAUGGGUUUUUUUUUUUAUACGAAUGACAUUAGUGUUCGUUGUUCUGUUUUGUACAAUUGAGUUCUUGUGUUUUUUUUUUGUGUUCCUACUUCCUAGUUAGAGUGUCUCGACUCUCAAACUGUUUUGUUCUUCUCUCUUGUCAAUAGCAAAAAUAAUAUUGUACAGUUUUGUUCA